AUGUCGGGUCGGAGCAGAGGGAGACAAAAUCCCAAUCAAGAUGCAGACGAGGAACGGCGACUAUGGAAGGAAGUGAAAGACAAGGCCAAGGACGUCGACACUAUGGUUGCAAGAUCGAAUGAGAUUGGUCGAGAGAUCAUCGAGGUUGAAGAACAGCAAGACGCAAUCAUCAAGUCGGGCAAACUCAGCGAUGCAACGCUGGAUGAGCGACUGGAUCAACUCUACCGCGAAAAUGUAAAACUGUCCGAGGAUGUGACCGGGCUGAUUGAAGGCAAAUCCAACGAGAUGAACCUGCUCGAUAGUAUCAGCGUUUUGGCUGGUCUGAGAGAGGCCUCGGAGGAUUCUGCGGCACAAUUGCAAGCUAGCCAAGGGCAUCGAGCAGCGAGCGGCAAACUGUCGCGAGGUCCCAAAAAGACUGGAAGCAAGAACAAUUCCGCAGUGGCAGCCACGACAGAAGACGUUGAGAAGACCCCUGCAGCACCCUCUCCCAGAAUCAUCCUAGGCGGACCUGGCAGUCGACUGAAUGCCAAGGAGAAAUCUUCACGUUCUGGGAGUAUCGCAACUACCCGCGAAACCUCUGUUAAGAUCGAGGAUGGAGCCGAGUCAGUUGCCAGUAGCGCGGACGGUGUGUCAACGACCGGCGCCAAUAAGGGAUCUGCCUCCAACAACCGUCCUUCCAAUCGUUUGGUGCUUCAAGAAGGAGAGAUUGUGUUCUGUCGACACGAUCCCAAGACGAUUGAUACCAUGGAGGGCGAGGGCAUACUCUGUAGAGUCACGGCUGUAAUUGGCGAAGGGAAACAACGACGCUACGAGGUUCAGGAUGCUGAUACCCAAGGAGAUCCUCCGCCUCCUCAGCGCGCGUCCGUUGCACAACUCAUGCAGAUCCCGCACACCAACAAAGGUCUGAGCGAUCUUUCCAAAGGCAAGCAGGUACUUGCGCAAUAUCCUGAUACCACUACAUUCUACAAAGCAGAGGUCAAUGAGCCGUGGAGGUCGAAAGUCCUUGCUGCUGGCGAGAAGGGAGAGCUUGUUCGCCUGAAUUUUCAGGAAGACGAGGAACCGCGAGAAGUCGAGCGGAGAUUUGUCUUGACAGAGAAGUGA
Ramularia collo-cygni is the source of this 1101-nucleotide messenger RNA. RefSeq lists its product as uncharacterized. Lineage: Eukaryota; Fungi; Ascomycota; Dothideomycetes; Mycosphaerellales; Mycosphaerellaceae. The transcript has 2 exons. Gene Ontology annotation, cellular component: SAGA complex. The record is from RefSeq and is a predicted model, not a curated record. Bases 1 to 1101 code for a protein of 366 amino acids.